Molecule: messenger RNA, 417 nt
Organism: Peronospora matthiolae
Lineage: Eukaryota; Oomycota; Peronosporomycetes; Peronosporales; Peronosporaceae
Source: the annotation of a GenBank genome assembly
AUGGUUAGCAGACAACCGGAGUAUCACAAUGAGGUUCACGCCAGCUUUCACCAGCUCUGCACAAGGACGAAGGACCGGGGGAGAACGCUGUCGUUUCUGUCGUCGUCGAGGAGGAAGAAAGAGGAACAGGAACAAAGAGAGCUUGAGCUCGAGCUGGAGACAGCGAAAGAAGAACAAGACGUAUACUCCAAAGACGAGCAGGAGAUUGUCCGACCUCAUGCGCCGACGUGGGAUUCGGACAGUGACGAUGACUACGAGAAUACUAAACGGCCGAUGCGUGGACUCGAUCGCCGCGCGUUUGACUACCGUGAAUUCAAAAAUGAUGCAAUCGUUUGGUUCGAGCAGAUUCGUAAUCUCCGUAAAAUUCCGCACCUUAAAGUGGGUUCACAUCAGUCUGUAGCAUUCCAACUUCCAUAA